This is a messenger RNA of Protobothrops mucrosquamatus (brown spotted pit viper), 3586 nucleotides long. It is a transcript of the gene SUGP2, whose product is annotated as SURP and G-patch domain containing 2. The record is from RefSeq and is a predicted model, not a curated record. Gene Ontology annotation, biological process: RNA processing. Gene Ontology annotation, cellular component: nucleoplasm. The coding region runs from base 189 to 3308 and encodes 1039 amino acids. Lineage: Eukaryota; Metazoa; Chordata; Lepidosauria; Squamata; Viperidae. Gene Ontology annotation, molecular function: RNA binding. The transcript is spliced from 11 exons.
AAAAGAACCCCGGCGGACCGUUAGGAGGCAGCGAGCAUCUCGAUCUCUUUACUGCCACCUAAUGGUUGCCCGGAUUUUUUGCAAGCCAGAUGUGGUGGGCUAAAGUUGUGAACUUGACGAAAUAACUGUCAUCUGCACGUUGGAAAGCAUCGGCUCUGGUUUCUUUUUAAAACGGUUGCAGAGUCAAGAUGGCCUCCCAACGGAUGACACGGGAGUCUUUUGAUGCGAUCAUGCAGGCCAACGCAAAACGGUAUCUGGACCGAAGUGAUCCAAUCGACGAGGCGCUUCAUCAACUUAGAGUUCACUCCCGGCCAGUCACACGGGCCCAGUAUGACGAGGAGGAGGAAGAAUUUCAAGACGGCGGGACGUUCCUGCGGGGUGACUGGAGGAAAAGUGCUAGAAAUGAAUACUCGCUGCCUUCCUACAGGUCCAGCAGCCAUGUCACCGAGGAGGAGGAGGAUUACUUUUCCAAAAGCAGCAGCAAACUCUCUUCACGGAAUCGGGACUACGGCCAGCUGCCUUCGUAUGAACAAGACUAUGGAAAUUCAUCUGCACUGGAAAGAGAUUACGCUGGCCCGUCUUCCCGGGAUCGAGACUAUGACAGUGCUGCCUCCCGGGAACGGAAAUACGGCUGCACGCCUGUUCGAGACCUUUCCAGACGCCGCGAGGCCGACUACGAUUCCGCAGAACUGUUGGGCGACUUCAGAUCACCGCGGCUUCUGGAAGAGAACUACAGGACUGCCUGUAGUCAGAAUUACGACCUGGAGCGGGGUCUUGAGACGGAGGGAGAAUUCAGCUCUUCUUUGAGUGCCGGGAGGGGAAUAGAGAAACAUGGGAUGGCAACCAGAGGCCUGGCCACAAGUAAGGAGGAGUUGGCUGCUCAUCUCAAGAAAUGGGCCACGAAAGCUUUGUCCCCAGCAGAUGAUCUUCUGUUAAAUAUGGUGGGUCCCUCCAAGCAAAGGACCCUACCUUCUCUGCGCCCCCAACAAAGCCAAAGGCUGUGUCUGGCCUCUCAAAAGGGACUACAGCCAGAGGGAGCUCUGAAACCUACAGGCUACGUCCGGAUCAAAGAGCCAGACUUGGAUCUUCUAGAUACUUCUGAUAUUUUUGGCAAUUUUGGGGUGGAGAUAAUCAAGUGGGCCGGGUUCUGUGAAAUUAAGAGAGACCCGGAGUAUUCAGAGCUUUUCCAGGUGCUCUUCACCUUAGAGACGGAGACCUGUGCCAAAAUGCUGGCAUCGUUCAAGUGCUCGCUGAAAACCGAGCACCAAGAUUUCUGUAUGAACAGCGUCAAGACGCUGCAGCACCCGGCUCUGAAAACACCUAAAGUGGACAGCCAGUUUCUGAACCUGCUGUUGGAGAAAAGGGUGAUGAUGACCAAGAACAGCUUUUUUGAGGUCAUUAAGCCUUUUGACCGGUAUAUGAUGCGGCUCCAGGACUACCUGCUCAGGAGCACGACGCCUCUGCUGAUGGCCUGUAACGCCUAUGAGCUCAAAAUCAAGACGAACAGCUUCAGCAACACCAGGAAGAUGGCCGCCGCUUUUCAGACCACGAUGUCCCUCUGCCGAAAAUCCUUGGCCCUCCUGGGGCAAACCUUCGCCCUGGCCUCUGCUUUCAGGCAGGAAAAAAUCCUGGAGGCCCUCAGCAUCCAGGAUUCGGCCCCUCCUCCCACCUUGUUCCCCAAUUUUGACACUUCUGCCUUGUUUGGAAAAGAGUAUAUCGAAACUUUGCAAAGUUGGUUGCAGAAAAGUGGCUGCCAGAUGCAGUUAAAGAGACCAGCUGCCAGCCCUCCAGCUCAGGCCCCACAACGUGCUGAUAGGAAAGUCGUGGAGACGAUUGACAAACUGGUGAAAACGAUGGUUUCUGGCAUGUUAACAGGGAAAGAGAAGGCCGAACUGAAACAUAACCCGGAGUAUUGGUUUCUGCUUGAAGAGGAAAGCCUUGAAUACAAGUAUUAUAAGCUGAAGCUGGAGGAGACGGAGAGGCUUACGUCUGCACCCAAGGAAGAAAUCAAAGACAAGAAGACCCCCGAGCAGCAAAUCUCAGAAGCUGUGAAGAUUCUUUUGUACAGGAGGAAAGUAGCAAGGAUCAAGAAGAAGCUCUUUCAGAGGAGAAGGCCCGGGAUCCUGCAAAGGGCCGCGAGGUCCAGAAGAGCCAGGAGGUCCACAACUGGGACCCAGACGCUCUUGUCUGCCGGGUCGAUGCUGAAGCAGCAAGCAGCAGGCACACCGGUGUCCAGUCCCCACAGUGACAAACCCAACAGCGAUCAGGCAGAGACGCAGCCCCUAAAAGAAACCUCAGGGGAAACGGACUCACCGAGGCUUUCUGAAAAUUCCCCGUCUUUGAUGAGCCAAUUCCCUGACGUGGACCCUAAAGUCAUGGUAACUGCUCAGAAGCUGGCUGAAUUUGUUGCCGAGGUUGGGCCGGAAAUCGAGCAGUUCAGCAUCGAUAACAGUGCCGAUAAUCCAGACCUGUUAUUUCUGCAGGAUCCAGAGAGUUCUGCCUUCAAGUUUUAUCGCAUGAAAGUCCAUGAAUUAUGCCCUUCUAUCACCUUCGGUGGUGGGCAGGGAUCUGGUGACCUCCACGAAGGGUCUGAACCAAAGGAAAGUGAAUGGGGAAACCUGGAGGAGGAGGAGGAAGAGGACGAGGAAGAAGAAGAGGAAGACGAGGAAGAAGAAGAAGAAGAGGAGGCUCCCCAAGCUGAAAUGGAAGAUGAAGAGGGAGAUGAGGAGGAGGAGGAAGCUACAGGGCCAGCCGAGGAGCCAGAAGAGGCCAUGUUGGAAGAGGGGCUUAUGCAAGGGGACCAGUCCAAGACAGCUGAAGAAGGACAGACCAGCAGCACAGCCACAGGUGCCCUUUCAGAGUCACUGGCACAGGGACCCACGCAGGGCACCCACUUUGGGCGCAAGAGAAUCAGUAGCAAAUCCCUGAAAGUGGGUGUGAUUCCAGCAUCGAAGAGAGUAUGUCUCAUAGACGAACCAACAGUACAUGAUCCGGUGCGGAUCUCUUACGAUCGACCUCGUGGCUAUGCAUCAUAUAAAAAUAAGAAGCAACAGAAAACAAAGGAUUUGGAAUUCUAUAAUAAGAGACUAAAUGAGAAGAACAUUGGCUUCCAAAUACUUCAAAAAAUGGGUUGGCAAGAAGGGCGUGGCCUCGGGUUACAUGGCAAAGGCAUCCAGGAACCUGUCAAAGUGGGCUCUACCUCGGCAGGGGAGGGCUUGGGUGUUGCAGGAAAGAACAAAGAGGAUACCUUUGCUACGUUCCGUCAGAGAAUGAUCCAGAUGUACUAUAUGAAAAGAGCCAAUAAAUAGUUUUCCAGGCUCUCUGAUAACGAAGAUUAGAAGCAUCCAAGAACAUUUUUCACUCCCGUCACUAGGGUGUCUCUCUCUUCUGUGUCAAUUUUGGUUUGGAAUGUUUGGAUUUUUGAAGUCCUCAGUCAGAUAUUUUUCCUUUCUUCUUGUAAAACCUAUCAGUAUUGACCAGUAAUGAAUAGCAAAUUGUUAGCCAAUGAUUGAUCUUAACGUUUCUUUUAAAAUAUCUUAAUGGCAUGUAAUCCUUUUAUCAAGAUCUACAAUAAAAAAAUCAGUAG